Austrofundulus limnaeus is the source of this 1138-nucleotide messenger RNA. It is a transcript of the gene commd10, whose product is annotated as COMM domain containing 10. The record is from RefSeq and is a predicted model, not a curated record. The transcript has 7 exons. Bases 93 to 689 code for a protein of 198 amino acids. Lineage: Eukaryota; Metazoa; Chordata; Actinopteri; Cyprinodontiformes; Rivulidae.
UCCGUCUUGUGACAACAGGAAGAAGAACGGUGUGAAGAUGCUGCAGCUACUGUGACAAAUAUCAAGGGUUUAUUUUGAGAAAGAGACACAAAAUGACUUCUGUUAUAAAAGAAACACAAAGCAUAAAAGAAGCUGUGACUCACAUCAACGCCAUCGAUGUGAACAAGUUCUCCAGGUUAAUCUCUCGCAUCAUUCAAAAGCUUCAUCUGAAGGGAGAGCGAACCUUCAGUGAAGAAGAAGAGCAUAAACUCCAGUCUGCGUUGUCAUUGGAUAAACAGGCUCUCAGCUUGGUCUUGGAAACAGCUGCCUUCAUAUUGGAACAAGCCGUGUAUCACAACAUAAAACCAGCAUCUCUGCAGCAGCAGCUGGAGGUGAUCCAUUUAAACCCAGAGAAAGCUGAGGUGUUCUCUCAAACCUGGGCCACUGCUGGACCUGAGCUCGUGGAAAAGCUAAAGCAAAACRUUCUCGCCCCUAAGAAGCUGGAACAUGUGGGCUGGCAGCUGAACCUGCAGAUGGCCCAGUCCAGCCAGGCCCGACUGAAGUCUCCCAGUGCCGUCCUCCAACUGGGGAUCAGCAGCGAAGAUUCUGAGGCUCRAGAACAUGUCUUUGUGGAAUUUAACCACCAGCAGCUCCUUGAGUUCUACAGCAAGCUUGAAAUCGUGCAAGGACAGUUGGAUUCCCUGACUUGAUGCCUGGUGCUCUGUGUACAACCACACCCACACAAACAUCAUGUUGUUAGUGUUGAUGCUGACAGCUCCACCAGCUGUUGUAGGCUGAGCAUUUCCAGUCUUUGCUAUGAUUUAUCAGAGAAAAAUGUCAAAUAUAGAGAGAGGUUUUUUUGGUACCUUUUUGAACUUUUCGCAAUCCACGUCAGUGCUCAAACUGCAAGCUCAGUGUGAGAAAUGUGAUGGUUUUUGGAUUCUUAUAAAGGAACAUUUAAUAUUACUUGAUGCUGUAUACAUUCCUCACAUUACAACAUAAUGUAUCUGUUAAGUUGGAGGAAAAAGUGCCAUUACUCAGUUGUCUUAAAAGUGAAUUUGCAACUUGUGAGGAAAACAGAAUGUCAACAUGUGACUUUGUGUGCAACAAAUGUGUUUUGUCAMUUUAGGAAUGAAAAUAAAGGAUGAGCUGAAAUCCA